GCUGGUCUGAACCAUGUCUGGCUGUCACGCUCAAGGAGACUGUUGCUCGCGGCCGUGCGGCGCGCAGGACAAGGAACAUCCCAGAUUCCUGAUCCCAGAACUUUGCAAACAGUUUUACCACCUGGGCUGGGUCACUGGCACCGGAGGAGGAAUUAGCUUGAAGCAUGGCAAUGAAAUCUACAUUGCUCCCUCAGGCGUGCAAAAGGAACGCAUUCAGCCAGAAGAUAUGUUUGUUUGUGACAUCAAUGAACAGGACAUAAGUGGGCCUCCAGCAUCUAAAAAGCUCAAAAAGAGCCAGUGUACUCCUCUUUUCAUGAAUGCUUACACCAUGAGAGGAGCAGGCGCCGUGAUUCAUACCCACUCUAAGGCUGCUGUCAUGGCCACCCUUCUGUUCCCAGGACAGGAGUUUAAAAUUACACAUCAAGAGAUGAUCAAAGGAAUAAAGAAAUGUACCUCAGGAGGGUAUUACAGGUAUGAUGACAUGUUAGUGGUACCCAUUAUUGAGAACACUCCUGAAGAGAAGGACCUCAAGGAACGAAUGGCUCAUGCAAUGAAUGAAUACCCAGACUCCUGUGCAGUGCUCGUCAGGCGUCACGGGGUGUACGUGUGGGGAGAGACAUGGGAGAAAGCAAAAACCAUGUGUGAGUGUUAUGACUACCUGUUUGACAUUGCAGUCUCCAUGAAGAAGAUGGGAAUGGAUCCAGCACAGCUUCCAGUGGGAGAAAAUGGAAUUGUAUGAGCCAGGUGGAUGCCUAAGUAUCUUCAAGGAGAAAACAAACUUAAUUAUGCCUUAAAUAAAGCUUGACUGCUUUUAAA
Molecule: messenger RNA, 816 nt
Organism: Phodopus roborovskii (desert hamster)
Lineage: Eukaryota; Metazoa; Chordata; Mammalia; Rodentia; Cricetidae
Gene: Apip
Product: APAF1 interacting protein
Exons: 7
Coding region: 14-739 (241 amino acids)
Cellular component (GO): cytoplasm
Molecular function (GO): metal ion binding; methylthioribulose 1-phosphate dehydratase activity
Source: RefSeq, a predicted model, not a curated record